AUGUUACAACAAAUUCAUAAUUUGGAAUAUCUUGAACUUGACCAAUGUAGACUUAUUACUGAUUCAUUUAUUAGUGAUAUUGCUAACUUUUGCCCGAAGCUCGAACAUCUCGAUAUUGGCGCCUGUGGUGUUUCUGAUACAGCCAUCUUGGGUACAAAUGUUAGUAAAGAUGCGUUGAGUAAACUUAAUCCAAAGAUCAAGAUAAAGCAGAAUUCAACACUUGAAAUGGACCCAGAAAAAGAACUUAAUGAUCUCUGGAUAUCACUUGUUUAUUUAGUACAGGAUUUAUGGUUAAGUUAUUCAAUUGUGGAAUUGGAGCGGGACAUGAGAGAUAUGGCUGAGAGACUCAGUUUAAUGGUAAGUAUGUAUGGCCUUAAAGAGAAAAUUAAUUAUCAACCUAUAAAUCCAGAAUUAGAUACUAAUUAUGUUAUCACUGAGUUUGUUCCUCGUGAUAUAAAAUAUAGAGCUACUAUGUUGAUGAUUAAUUUAUCUCAAACAUAUGUCACGGGCAAUGAGAACGAUUCAAAUUUGGGUCUCUUCUGGAUGAUGGAUGUGCAGGAG
Molecule: messenger RNA, 561 nt
Organism: Diversispora eburnea
Lineage: Eukaryota; Fungi; Glomeromycota; Glomeromycetes; Diversisporales; Diversisporaceae
Source: the annotation of a GenBank genome assembly